UUUAAAUAUCAAAUUGACAUUUUAUUUUUACUUGUCUAUAUUUUAUCACCAUACUAUUUUAUAUUGUUAUUUAAUACCAUAUUAUUUAACAAAUUCUCGUCAAAAUGGCUACAGGAGGUUCAAAUAUGGAGACGUGUCCUAACAUAUGUCCGGGAAUAAAAGAAGCAGAUCAGGAAGAAAAGAGUUAUUUACAAGCGGGUAUGUCACGAGGUCCCGAGAAUCCCUAUGCAUCGCCCUACGUCCCAGGACUUAUACAGCCUCCAGAGAAGAAGGUCUAUCCUCCGGGAGCUCCACCAAGGUAUCUUCCACAACCUACAGAUAGCACUAGUGGUGACAUCCUAGGAAUGGGUCCUAUAGGUCCCUGGGCAGCAGGCCAUUUGGAUUACCCUCAGGCUGGCAUGACUGGCGUGAGACCUGUAGUCGAUAAGUAUUCAAUCACAAGAUACUCCACUGGUGAAUGGAGAAAAUUCAAUGAAUACGUUCUGACUCCGCGAGCCACUGACAAAGCUAAGGCUUUAGAGAUCAACACCAAACGUGAUAUCGAGAAUGCCUUCAAAGCUAUGGAUGAGAAGCAAGUUGAUACCAACGAAAAGAUGGAUCAAAGAGUAAAAGAUUUGGCGCAUUGGAAGAAGGAAGUCGAAAAGACUCUUAAAGCUAUCGCGGAGGAGAUCAAUACCCUGGAUGAGGACAGAGCUAGACUAAAAGGCGCCUGCAGAAUCCUCAUGCUGCCUGAAGCAAUAUCUAGAGAAUGUCUAGAAAUGCGGACGAAUAGAUAUGAGCCAGAUUUGGUAAGAGAUGACGCGGAACAGGAGUUGAUCAAAGAAGUAGCCAUCGUUGGUGAGAUAAGACGAGUAUUUCUGAAUACUUUGGCGAAAGUCGAGGAGCAAAUGGCAAUGAAUAAAGCGGCCAAAUCGAGUUUAGAAUUUGAUUGGAGCGAUAAAAUGGUUUCUCUAAAAUUAGACAAACAAAAUUUAAGUCUUACGCCAGUUUCCAAUUUGGUUCUAUGGCAUCCAGGAGUGGCCAGGUGGCCUGAGAACGCCGUCAAUCAGCAAUAUUGGGAACAUUUUUGCAGUGAGAGUAUUAGGAACUGCGAGGACGUCAGGAAGAAGUCGGUUGAGCUGCGCGGAGACUUGAUGGCAAUUAUCACCAAAGGAGGGCAGGACAUGAAAACCCAAGCUGAUCGAACGAACGCCGCUUUAGCAGAAACCGUCGCUGCGACAGAAGAAUUGUGCGAAAAACUAGAAGAAACCUUAAAAGACAAUCUCAAAAAGAUAGCAGAUAUUGAGAACCUGAUUGACUACCUCAAAGAAUCGUUGCGGAAAGUUGACGAUCGGAACAAAUUAGUGAUGACCAGGCUUCAUACGAGGAAUUAUGAACGACCGGGCGUUGAGAAUUAGGACCAAGCUCAGUAUGGCUUGAUGGGGGAGUCCAAGUUUAUACGAGAAACGAGCGAGUCGCUGGCAGACAAGAUGCGACAGGCAGAAACCGUGAGGUCAGAGCUGAUGAAGUACAGAGGAGAUUUGGAGAAGCAGAUCGCUUGCAAAAGGAAGAGCCUGAAUAUAGACGAGGAUCGGUGCGCGAGGGUAAGAGCGCACAUGCCUUCUCCUGAGGAGUUUGCGGCUGGAUAAAUAAAUACAUUAAAUUCUCGUCGUUCAA
Molecule: messenger RNA, 1656 nt
Organism: Manduca sexta (tobacco hornworm)
Lineage: Eukaryota; Metazoa; Arthropoda; Insecta; Lepidoptera; Sphingidae
Gene: Tektin-A
Product: tektin-4
Biological process (GO): cilium movement involved in cell motility; cilium assembly
Cellular component (GO): microtubule cytoskeleton; nucleus
Source: RefSeq, a predicted model, not a curated record